Molecule: messenger RNA, 3871 nt
Organism: Paramisgurnus dabryanus
Lineage: Eukaryota; Metazoa; Chordata; Actinopteri; Cypriniformes; Cobitidae
Gene: cracd
Product: capping protein inhibiting regulator of actin dynamics
Biological process (GO): negative regulation of barbed-end actin filament capping; maintenance of gastrointestinal epithelium
Source: RefSeq, a predicted model, not a curated record
CUGCCACACCCUCCCGUUUCACGUGCAGCUGUGGGAAGCAGCACUGAAUGCGUGCGGAUCUGUGGAGAGGAGAGCGAGCACGCGCGCGCAGCAUCAGCAACACACACAUACACAAAGAGGUCAGCGCGCGCGUGCUGCGACUUGAAUGGGAGAUAACCGAGUGCCGCGAGACACAAUAAAACAAGCAUAGGAACUGAUCGCACAAGCACCAAGGAGCAGCAACAGAACAUUGUAUAUCAAGGUGCAGAAGGUUGAAUCCAUGUUUCCUAAGGUUUUCCUUCACUGGUGUGCAGCUCUAUCCAGCUGCGCGUCUGAAAUAGAGUGGCGACGGCAGGGCAAAUUUCAGCCAUUCCGCCGUCUGUUUGGGAAGAAGAAAAGGAGGAAAGCACCACGUGGGUUUGAGGGAUCUGAACUGAAAGCUAGCCAUUCCACUGACAAUGUUUGCAAUGGAGUGGUCUCAGUUAACCAGGAGAAUGAUCCAUAUCUAAGUGAGGUAAACACCCUGGAGUCUCGAGCUUUUUCACACGAGAGUGUAUUUAUCCCUGAGGAUUCAGAGAACGCAUAUCCAGGGCAGACAAUGUCCCAGGAGAACGUUUCAGACAAAGUCAAGAACAUUCAGAAACAAAUAGGACACAAUAUCAAGUUUGGUCAGAGACCCCCUUCACAUAGAAAGAGUGAGGGAGAUGAAGGUAGCUCAGAUGAGGAAGAUGUACCACAGAAUCCACUGAGAGUUCUUGCUCAGGUGGAGACUGAGCCACCUGAAACCGAAGCCGAAGAAAAGGCUAUCAGCCAUGAUAUUGGCCCACACAGAACUCCAGUCAAAUCCCCCCGUACUAAGCGCCCACCUCCCCCUGGUACAAUUGAGUCUAUUAAUCUAGACGCUGUACCUCAGUUUGUCCCACGCUUGGACAACACUGCUGCCAAACACAAACUAUCAGUCAAACCGAAGAACCAGAGGGUGUCUCGCAAACACAGAAGAUCGACACAGGAUUUUCAUGAAGUGGAUCUCUCUGAAGUGCAAGAGGAAACAGAAACACAAAAACAUGAAGAAGUAUUUGAUGUGUCAGGAGAAGACUAUAACAUUAUCCACGGAAGCAAAGAAGAUUAUGAGCCUACUGAGAAAUCCAUAAGGAAGCGACUUCAUGAGGAGGAGCUAGAGCGUCUUGAACUUCAGAAAAGGGAAGAAGAGGAAGAGAGAAAGAAGAAAGAACAAUUGAGAAAAAUCGAGGAGCAGAGAUUGGAAGAAGAGAAGCGCCACAAACAAGAACAAAUGCAAAAGGAGGAAGAGGAGAGGAAAGAAAGAGAAGAAAAGGAGACGAAAGCAAGGGAAGAGGAAGAAAAGAGGAAAGCAGAGGAAAGGCUAAGAAUAAGACAGCAGGAAGAAAGAAAGAGGCAAGAGGAAGAGGAAAGGAUUAGAAAACAAGAAGCGGAAAAGAUAAAGAAAGAAGAGGAGGAAAGAACAAGAGCGGAGGAAGAAAGAAGACAGCAAGAAAUCAAGGCACAGCAACUUCGUCUAGAAGAGGAAAGAGAAAGGGAGCAGGAGGAGAGGAGGAGGAAGGAGGAGGUGGCAGAGAAACUUAGAAUUCAGGAGUUAGAGGAGAAACAACAGAGAGAAGAAGAGGAACGGCUUCAUAAGGAAGAAAGAUGUCGACAAGAAAAAGAGGCUGAAGAAGACAAAAAGAGGGAGGAGAAGGAAAUAAAGAAACAUCAAAAAGAAGAGAAAGCAGCCGAGGCACAGACUAAAGCCACUGACCCAGAGUGGAAAAGAAAGGCAGAGGAACUGCGAUGGAGAGAGAUGGAGGAAAGACAGAGACCCUUCACUUUCAAGGUGUCCUCAGGAGAGAAACAAAUACUCUUCCAGAAAGUCAACCUCACCCCUGUUACUCCAGCAACUGGCCAACAUAGUGAGACAACAGCUGAAACCAGUGAGGGAGCCAAAGUCUCUUCUCCAGGAUACACUGAAUCACCAACUCUGUCUUCAUCUCUUUAUGUCCCUCACACUGCUAUUCUUGUGACAGGAGCCCAGCUUUGUGGAACUGCAGUCAAUCUUGAUCAGAUCAAGGAUACAGCCUGCAAAUCCCUUCUUGGUCUUUCUGAGGCGAAAAAAGCAACAGGCACUCCACCAACCAAGAGCAAAACAUCUCCAGAUCGUCAAUCUGGAAAAACCAAAUCUUUAUUCGAGUCUUCCUUAUCUGCAGACCAAUCCAGUGCUGCUGUACUGGCAGAAUGGGCAAGUAUCCGAUCCAAAAUAUUAAAAGGUGCUGAAGAGGGAAAUUAUCCAGAUCAGAGUCGAAAGCAAUCCCAGAGCAGACCAAUAAGUGAGGAUCUAAAUACAGUGCCAUUCUCUCAUACCAGCCUCAGAAAGACAAUGUCAGCCAGUGCUAAGUUUUCCAUUACCCCAGCUAGAAAGAAAUUUGCUGAUUCUAACAGGAGCUCAGAGGUUUUCAGUCCGGAAGAGAAGGAAAGUGGGAAAAUAGAAUCAGUAUCUGCAGAAACUCCUCCUGUUCAAAAGGCAGAGUGGCCUUCUUUAGGGACCAAGAACCAGGGCAAGGGAAGCAAGGUCACCCGCAUAGCAGAUAAUGCUGAAGAAUGUAUGUUUGCCAAAGACCUCCCCUCCUUUCUAGUUCCCAGUCCAUCACGUGACUCUUCUAAAUCACAAAGAUUUGAAACUGGGUCCCCAAGUCAGUCAGAAUCAGAAGAAUCAGAUGCAAAGGAUAAAGGGGAUCAGAAAGAUCAGGGUGUUGAUGAGCGGCCAUCGCCUUUUGGAAUCAAGUUGAGAAGGACCAACUACUCUCUUCGAUUUCAUAAUGAACAAUCUGCAGAGAAGAGGAAGAAAAGGUACAGUGCAGGUGACAGUUUUGAAGGUGUCCCAGUACCUUUAACAUCCACUGAUCAAGACUCUGACACUUCUACACUUUCUGAAAGGUCAAGCCCUGCUACUUCACAACCAGAGACUUCUGGGAUCCAAACUACUUCCGCACCCAGUAAAGAAUCACGAAUCAAGUUUGGCAGAAAUACUCUUCCUUCAACACGAAAUGAAGUGGAUAACUUUGUCCCCAAGCCUAUACUUUACCAAAAACCAGCUACCUCCCCCCAACCCUCUGAAGCCGCCACACCUCCACCCUCUCCAUUUUUAAAACCUGGCAAGCGCACUUCAGGGGAUAUGGUUUCCCAAACAAAAGAGGAGAUAAAACAGGUAGUUACUGAGCAAAGCAGUGACCACAAGGAUGAUACUUCAGCAUCUGUAUCAUCUCAGAGACAUGGACCAGGAGAGGAUGAGCUUAAAGAGAAGAAGUCCUUUUUUCCAUCUAUCAGCAUCCCAUGGAGAGAAAAGACAGAUCGCAGGACUGAACUCAUUAAAAGAGAAAAACCCUCUUUGCAGGCCAGGCACUCCCUUGACAGCACACGGACACAUGAGAAGGAGACAGGACCAUUGUGGAUCACUCUGGCACUGCAAAAACAGAAAGGCUUCAGGGAACAACAACAGAGCCGAGAGGAAAGAAAGAGCCAGAGAGAAGCUAAGCUGGCUGAGAAACUGGCUAAGGAAAGCGCUGGAACCGUUAGUCCGACAGAGGAUAAAGGAAAUGAAAAUUCCAGCCACCCAAAGCCUCAAACAGCACUUGAACAUAAGAGACCAGACACACUCCUGACCCGCUUUGAACGUCGUGACAACUUGAAGAAAGCCAAUACCUUGCCCAGUUCAGUCACAGUUGAAAUAACAGACCCGACACCCUCUCCACCUGCGACCAAGGAUGUGACAAAGCGCUUCCCUCCUGGGGACACUACCCAGGUUUCCACCGAGCCUGCCUGGCUCGCCCUAGCCAAGCGUAAGGCCAAAGCCUGGAGCGACUGCCCACAGAUCAUCAAGUGA